AUGAAACUGCAGUCCCCCUUUCUUGAUGGAGCAGUAGGAAGCAAGAUCAUUGUGUCAACGCGAGAUGCAGAAGUUUCGAAAAUGAUGGGAGCUGGUACUCUAGUUCAUAAUUUGGAGCCUAUGUCAAAUGACGUUUGUUUUGAAGUAUUUGAGCAGCAUGCAUUCAGGAAUGUUAACAGAGAUAUAUCACCAAAUUUCGGGUUACUCAAGGAGAAAAUUGUUGCAAGAUGCAGUGGAUUGCCUUUGGCUGCUAGGACUCUUGGCGGCCUUUUACUUCGUAAAGAGAUGAAUGAAUGGGAGGAAAUAUUGAACAAAAAAUUAUGGAGUCUAUCAAAUGAGCGUGACAUACUUCCGUGGGCUGCAGGAGAUAUUUGUUUUAGAUUGGAGGACAAGCAAAAUAGCGAUCAUGUACAACUUGGAUGUUUUACGAAGGCCCGCCAUGCGUCCUACAUUUCUGGUAAGUAUGAUGUGGUUAAAAGAUUUGAGGCAUUUUCUGAAGUGAAACAAUUGCGAACCUUCCUACCACUUUCAAGUGAUUAUCCUUCGAAUUAUCUAAGUCGUAAGGUUACUUUUGAUUUAUUGCCAAAAUUGCAAUACUUGCGGGUGCUUUCUCUCAAUGGCUAUCUACUGACUGAGUUGCCAAAUUCAAUUGGUAAAUUGAAGUAUCUGCGGUAUCUUGAUCUCUCGUACACACGGAUAGCAUGUUUGCCUAAAUCAACCACCUCUCUUUACAACUUACAGACAUUGAUAUUGGAAGGUUGUCGUUAUUUGGAGGCACUACCUCUUAACUUGAGGAAUCUAGUGAAUCUGCGUCAUCUCAACAAUUCAGAUGUAGAUUCACUGAAAGCAAUGCCUCCGCAACUAGGUCGGUUGACGAAUCUACAAUCUUUGCCUAAUUUUGUGGUGGGUAAAGGUAGUGAUCAAUCGGAUAUAAGAGAGAUAGGGUCCCUAUUCCAUCUCCAAAGGACAUUGCGGCUCUUAAGAUUAGAGAAUGUGAUCGAUGCUGAGGAUGCACGGAGAGCCAACUUAAAAUUCAAGGAGAGACUUGAUGAAUUGGUGCUAGAAUGGUCAGAUAAUGCACAAGAAACUCAAUUAGGCGUGCUUGACAAAUUAGAAACUGAUAGAAUGCUCAAAAUUCUGGGCAUCAAGGGUUAUGCUGGACUAAAGUUUUCGCAAUGGAUUGGAGAUCGUUUAUUCUCUACUAUGGUUCGUGUAAGCUUAAACAAAUGUGAGAACUGUAAAAUCUUGCCACCACUUGGACAGUUGCCUUCACUCAAAACGCUCUCUAUUAGAGGAAUGACUGCAGUGGAAAAUGUUGGUCCUGAGUUUUAUGGAGAGAGUAGCUUGCCUUUUCCAGUACUAGAGGAACUUCAGUUGGCAAAUAUGCACAACUGGAAGAAAUGGCUUCCUUUCGUACAAGAUCAG
This is a messenger RNA of Prunus dulcis (almond), 1425 nucleotides long. Its product is annotated as putative disease resistance RPP13-like protein 1. The annotation marks the transcript as partial. NCBI's taxonomy places the organism in Eukaryota, Viridiplantae, Streptophyta, Magnoliopsida, Rosales, Rosaceae. The transcript is spliced from 2 exons. Gene Ontology annotation, molecular function: ADP binding. The record is from RefSeq and is a predicted model, not a curated record.